AUGGAGUCCCUCCCCACCGAGAUACUACACGUGAUAUUCAAGCUCGCAUGCACCGACGGCGGCCCCACAGGAGUCCGUCUCGCGCUCGUUUCCAAACACUUCCGCGUGGUCGCGCGGGCGGUACGCUUCCACUCCGUUGCGCUCCGCGACCGCGCCAGCGUCGACAUCUUCCACCGCGCGUUUGUCCAGGAGAUCAAGGAGGCACAGCAGGGGUCGGAGAACCCAUGCACCCCCAUCGUCCAGCACCUCUUCGUGGCAGAGCGGGCCACCCAGCGCAGCCCCAUCAAGAAAGUUCUUACCCUCGCCGCCCCGACCCUCGAGACCCUCGCGCUCGCUGCACACAAUAUCCCGCUCUCGUUAUUGUUCUCCGUGGCGCCUACCCUUCCCGCCCUGCGGGAGCUUACCGUGUUGGGACAUACACCGAAGUACUUCUCCGAGCUCCCUCCCGGGAAGUGCGUUCGUGUACUCCCCGCCCUCAAAAUGCUCCACCUCAUCCUCGAGGACUUCACCACGUCUUCAAAACCCACGACCAUCUCGAGCGAUCUCAAGAGGUGGUCCUGCGCGGCACCAAAGCUCCACGGCGUCCGCCUGUCCCGCGCGCCUCAGGCGGCGACUCUCUCCUGGUUGUCGGCCAUGCUCGUCCCCAAGCGCGAGGACCGGCCGAGCCCGAGCGUCCGCGCCAUCGCCCUCGAGGUGGUCGCCCACCGCCGCGGCGAGCCGGACCAGCUUCCGGAGAUAGAGGCGUGCGAGGGGAAGACCCCGGCGGAAAUUGCCCUCUGCGUGACGCGCCCGCGCAAGUCGUACGGUGCGUGUCCCGCGUUGGAGACGAAGCUCGAGAGCGAGUGGACGGACAGGGUCGAAGGGUGGGAUGGCGGGUGGCCGCGGGUCGUGCUAAUCUGA
Molecule: messenger RNA, 900 nt
Organism: Epithele typhae
Lineage: Eukaryota; Fungi; Basidiomycota; Agaricomycetes; Polyporales; Epitheliaceae
Exons: 3
Coding region: 1-900 (299 amino acids)
Source: RefSeq, a predicted model, not a curated record